CCCAGUGACAAAACUGCAGUAAAGAAAAAAAGCACACACACCCAAGUGUUGAGAGCAGGAAACAACAUGGAUGAACUCGAUUUGCUGUUAGAGGAGCUGGCUUUGAGUCCUACAGGUUCAAACAGUCUCCAGGAAACCACCGCUGCAACUGGUGGACAGGCUCCAGCUGCCAUUCUUGCCAGUGACAAAAAGAAAGAGAAAAACUCAGCCAGCUCUAAUGUCUACAGUGACCUACCUGCGCCUGUUGCAGCUGCUCUGCCUCCGGACUCACCAACUCUAGAACUGGAGUCUAUCUUGCAAGACCUGAUGGGUUUAGCAGAAGGGAACCACUUACCUCCAUCGGCCCCUCCACCGCUGACACAGAAGCAGACUGCAAAGAAAAAAAACGAGGAUGGGACAUCAGGGCAGAAGGACAGCGACAGCAGCAGUAGCAGCGGCCCAGCAAGUUCCAACCCAAAACCCUCGAUCCAGACGCAGAAAACAGAUUCUAUAGAUGACCUGCUUGGAGGGCUGAGCUCGGACCUGGAGAAGAUCGGUGUGCGCACCACAGCCAAAGGCCACUGUGCUGCAUGCAACAAAUGCAUUGUUGGAAAGAUGAUCACAGCUCUGGGUGAGGUGUGGCACCCUGAGCACUUUGUGUGUAUGGUGUGUAAGGAGGAGCUGAGCACAACAGGCUUCUUUGAGAGAGAGGGACGGCCGUAUUGUGACAAAGACUACCAUCAGCUCUUUUCUCCACGCUGCGCCUACUGCCAGGGGCCGAUAUUGCAGAACAUCUUGACAGCUCUGGACCAAACUUGGCACCCAGAGCACUUCUUCUGCACACACUGCGGAGACCUGUUUGGGCCAGACGGCUUCCUGGAGAAGGAUGGAAAACCAUACUGCUGCAAGGACUUCUACCACCUUUUUGCUCCCAAAUGUUCAGGCUGUGGGGAGUCCGUUAGAGAGAACUACCUGACUGCAGCCAAUGGCACCUGGCAUCCAGAGUGCUUCGUCUGCGCAGACUGUCUGAAGCCGUUUAGCGAUGGCUGUUUCAUGGAACUGGACGGUCGGCCCCUCUGUUCCACCCACUUUCACGCCAGGCAGGGCACCCUGUGCGGGGGUUGUGGGAAGCCCAUCACUGGCCGCUGUGUUUCAGCUCUCGAUCGCAAGUUUCAUCCUGAGCACUUUGUUUGCGCCUUUUGUCUGCGGCAACUCAGCCACGGGAUCUUCAAGGAGCAGAAUGGAAAGCCCUACUGUUCAGCUUGCUUCAACAAGCUCUUUCUAUGAGACAUUUACAGCAAGUCACUCAAAGAUGAAGACAUAAUGUCUAAUGUUGGAAGAGGAUGGCUAUUUUCCCACAUCAGUGAGCUGAAUUAUCUAUUAUUAAUAAUAUUGCAUUCCAAGGUUGUAUCUCUGUUUACUGAAUGAGGUAAUAAGAUUCCAUGCUCUUUAUCCUAAUACCACUAAAUAAAAUGUAGGACACAUA
This is a messenger RNA of Xiphophorus maculatus (southern platyfish), 1465 nucleotides long. RefSeq names its product leupaxin (gene lpxn). Gene Ontology annotation, biological process: muscle structure development; actin cytoskeleton organization. Bases 67 to 1266 code for a protein of 399 amino acids. The record is from RefSeq and is a predicted model, not a curated record. Gene Ontology annotation, molecular function: muscle alpha-actinin binding; actin binding. Gene Ontology annotation, cellular component: adherens junction; filamentous actin; stress fiber. The transcript is spliced from 9 exons. NCBI's taxonomy places the organism in Eukaryota, Metazoa, Chordata, Actinopteri, Cyprinodontiformes, Poeciliidae.